AUGAAAAUAAAAAAAUAUUUUAUAAAAUUCACAAUAUUAGCUGAAAAUAAUGAAAUAAUUAACGGUUGGGUUUUUAAUAACAUAACUGGUAUUUUAUCAACACCACUUGGUUUAGCUUUGAACAAUUCAUUAAAAAAUAAAACUGGUUUAAAACUAUGGGGAUCACUUGAAAGUACAUCAACUUUUCGUAUGCAAUCAUGGUCAAAAUAUUAUUCGAUUAAUCUCAACUUUUAUCUUCAAACAUCAUCAAAUAAUAUUAUAUCUAUAAUAGAUGCAUUAACAAGUAAUGAAUUAACUACAAUUCGUGUGUCUGUAAUUUAUAUUCGACCGUCGGAAAACUAUACAAGUAAAGGAAUACCACGAACAUCUACAUUUAUAUUAAUUGAAGAUCAAACAGCUACAUGUUACUUAUCAGCAAUCGAUUUAUCACCCGGAGAAGAAAAAAUUAUUUUACUCGUUAACGAUCAAAUAUUUUAUCAAUUACUUAAUAUAAUUGGUGUAACAAUUAACAUGGCUGAUACAGAUAUAGUAUUUGCUAUGAUGUCCAGUACCAACUUAAUUUUCGAAUAUAGUGAAUUACGUAAAGAAUUACUUGCAGUUACAAAAUCAAAUUAA
Rotaria sp. Silwood2 is the source of this 615-nucleotide messenger RNA. The record is from the annotation of a GenBank genome assembly. Lineage: Eukaryota; Metazoa; Rotifera; Eurotatoria; Philodinida; Philodinidae.